AUGGCUGCCUCACUCCGACUGGGCAGCGCAGCCCUCCGCGCAUCCUCGAGACCUGUCCUGUCAAGAGCCGCAUACUCCGGCGUCCGAGCUGCGAGUACCCAGUCGCUGAAGGAAGUCUUCGCUGCCAAGCUGCCUGGUGAAAUCGAGAAGAUCAAGAAGCUCCGAUCAGAAGCUGGUAACAAGGUCGUCGGCGAGGUCACUCUCGACCAGGUCUAUGGUGGUGCUCGAGGCAUCAAGUCACUCGUGUGGGAAGGGUCAGUCCUUGACUCCGAGGAAGGCAUUCGCUUCCGCGGGCGGACGAUCCCAGAAUGCCAGGAGCAGCUCCCUAAAGCUCCUGGCGGAGAGGAACCUCUUCCUGAGGGUCUCUUCUGGCUUCUCUUGACUGGCGAGGUUCCCAGCGAGCAGCAAGUCCGCGACCUCUCCGCCGACUGGGCUGCGCGUGCCGAGCUCCCGAAGCACGUCGAGGACCUCAUCGACCGCUGCCCGUCAACUCUCCACCCCAUGGCUCAAUUUUCGAUCGCCGUGGUUGCCCUCGAGCACGAGUCCGAGUUCGCGAAAGCCUACGCUAAGGGUAUCAACAAGAAAGAGUACUGGUCAUACACAUUCGAGGAUUCGAUGAACCUCAUCGCGAAGCUGCCCACUAUCGCAGCCAAGAUCUACCGCAAUGUCUACAAGGAUGGCAAGGUUGCUCCGAUCCAAAAAGACCAGGACUUCUCCUUCAACUUGGCCAACCAGCUGGGCUACGGGGACAACAAGGACUUCAUCGAGCUAAUGCGUCUGUACAUGACCAUUCACACCGAUCACGAAGGUGGCAACGUUAGUGCUCACACCACCCACUUGGUCGGUAGCGCUCUCAGCUCGCCUAUGCUGUCUCUGGCUGCCGGCCUGAACGGUCUGGCCGGUCCUCUGCACGGAUUGGCCAAUCAGGAGGUGCUCAACUGGCUCACGCAAAUGAAGCAGUCUGUUGGCAGCGAUCUGAGCGACAAGUCGAUCACCGACUACCUCUGGUCGACCUUGAAGGCUGGACGCGUGUUCGCCCUCCGCAAGCUUCCUGAGGAUCCCAUGUUCAAGCUGGUCAGCCAGGUCUACAAGAUUGCUCCCGGUGUCUUGACCGAGCACGGCAAGACCAAGAACCCAUAUCCCAAUGUCGAUGCUCACUCUGGUGUCCUCCUGCAGUACUACGGCUUGACUGAAGCCAACUACUACACAGUCCUGUUCGGCGUGUCUCGUGCUCUUGGUGUUCUCCCGCAACUCAUCAUCGACCGUGCCGUCGGUGCUCCGAUCGAGCGGCCCAAGUCAUUCAGCACAGAAGCAUACGCCAAGCUUGUCGGAGUUUCCCUGUAG
Cyphellophora attinorum is the source of this 1344-nucleotide messenger RNA. Its product is annotated as Citrate synthase, mitochondrial. Bases 1 to 1344 code for a protein of 447 amino acids. NCBI's taxonomy places the organism in Eukaryota, Fungi, Ascomycota, Eurotiomycetes, Chaetothyriales, Cyphellophoraceae. Gene Ontology annotation, cellular component: mitochondrial matrix. The record is from RefSeq and is a predicted model, not a curated record. Gene Ontology annotation, biological process: carbohydrate metabolic process; tricarboxylic acid cycle. The transcript is spliced from 5 exons.